CUUAGUUCCCUUGCCUUCAUUUACAAUCUUCCCUCACCAAACAAACUAGUAGCCCAUUAAACAUGUUGAAACAAGAGAGUAACUGGUCACAAACCUGUGACACAUGCCGUUCAGCUGCCUGCACUGUCUACUGCCGAGCUGAUUCUGCCUACUUAUGCACAAACUGUGACGCUCAAGUCCAUGCAGCCAAUCGUCUUGCUUCCCGCCACGAACGUGUUAGAGUCUGUGAGUCAUGUGAGCGAGCACCGGCUGCCUUUUUCUGCAAGGCAGAUGCUGCUUCCUUAUGCACAGCUUGUGAUUCACAGAUUCAUUCCGCAAACCCACUUGCUAGACGCCACCAACGUGUUCCAAUUCUCCCAAUCUCUGGCAGUUCAAUGGUAACUAACCAUUCAAGUGAGACAACAGAGCCAGAGAACAUAGUCUUGGUGGGUCAAGAAGAGGAAGAUGAAGCAGAGGCGGCUUCUUGGUUGUUGCCUAGCUCAGUGAAAAACUGUAGUGACAACAACAACAUCAACAACAGUCAGGACAAUAGGUUCUCGGUUGGUGAAGAGUAUCUAGACCUUGUGGAUUACAAUUCGAGUAUGGAUAAGCGAACCAAUCAGUAUCAACAAGACUACAACGUACCACAGAGGAGCUACGUGGCAGAUGGGGUUGUUCCACUUCAAGUUGAAGUAUCAAAACUUCACAUGCACCACGAGGAACACAACUUUCAGUUUGGUUUCACAAAUGUCUCCUCAGAAGCUUAUGGAAGCUCCAUUGGCUCCCCAAGUCUUAUGGUGAGUCUUGUGCCAGAGUCGACAUUGAGUGACACAACAGUAUCACACCCACGAUCUCCCAAAGUGGUGAGAGAGGAGCUACCUGAGGGGGCUCCAGUUCAGAUGCUGAGUCCAAUGGAGAGAAAGGCUAGGGUGAUGAGAUACAGAGAGAAGAAGAAGACAAGGAAGUUUGAGAAGAGGAUUAGGUAUGCUUCAAGGAAAGAGUAUGCAGAGAAAAGACCAAGGAUCAAAGGCCGUUUUGCAAAGAAGAAUGAAGUUGAUGCAGCAGACCAAGGUUUCUCCACAAUGGCAGUGUUUGACACAGGAUAUGGAAUUGUUCCUUCAUUCUGAUAAUACAUCCUAUGGCAUGAACUAUAGAUUGGUUGCUUGUAAAUUCAUUACUGGUUUGAAUUCCUUAGAAAUUAUCACUACUGUAAUGCUAUAUAGGUCUCUAUUUUUUUGUCUAACUAGUACGAAUUAAUUAGAUAUAUAUUUAUAUUUUGCUCUUGUAGUUAAAUCAAAUUAGCACACAUAGUUACCAUCCUUUAGUCUUUAC
Molecule: messenger RNA, 1311 nt
Organism: Eruca vesicaria subsp. sativa (arugula)
Lineage: Eukaryota; Viridiplantae; Streptophyta; Magnoliopsida; Brassicales; Brassicaceae
Source: the annotation of a GenBank genome assembly